Eriocheir sinensis (Chinese mitten crab) is the source of this 2452-nucleotide messenger RNA. Its product is annotated as neurotrypsin-like. The transcript is spliced from 15 exons. Gene Ontology annotation, molecular function: protein binding; serine-type endopeptidase activity. Gene Ontology annotation, biological process: proteolysis. Bases 109 to 2181 code for a protein of 690 amino acids. NCBI's taxonomy places the organism in Eukaryota, Metazoa, Arthropoda, Malacostraca, Decapoda, Varunidae. The record is from RefSeq and is a predicted model, not a curated record. Gene Ontology annotation, cellular component: membrane.
AUGCGCGCGUGUAUAUAAUGUGCUGUGCAAGUGUCACAGUUGAGGCAGCGGCUAAGGAACUGUAGGACGUAAACCCGUGUAGGAACCAGACAUUCUCCAGGUUAAGCAAUGACCAAGGAAGGAAAGCCGGAGCAAGCGAGAUGGCCCGUCUCACUGCAGCUACUGCUGCUGUUUCUUUUUCCCCUGGCAACGUUUGAGAGUGAACCGCAACAAGUCGGAAAGAUGCAACUGUCGGGGGGCCGAGGACCACACGAGGGCAACUUGCAGGUCGAGGUAGACGGGGUGUGGGGCUACGUGUGUGACGACGACUUCGGCUUCGACGAAGCUGACGUAGUAUGCAGGGACUUGGGCUACGACGCGGCGGAAACCUUCACCCGAAACAAUUACUUCGGCAACAGUUCUACAGAGUGGCGCCGCAGCUCCGUCAAGUUCUGGGUGAGCGGCGCCAACUGCUCCGCGGCCACCAGCUUCAGCGACUGUACCUCGGCGAGGCUGGGCGAGCACCAGUGUGGCCCCACUGAGAUCGCGGGCGUCUCCUGUCGGCUACCCGAGGCGCGGUGCGAGGCACAGCUAUUCCCUUGCAGCACAGGCGAUGUCUGCUUGCCUCGGGACCUGGUAUGCAAUGACUUCAAGGACUGUGACGAUGGAAGUGAUGAAGCGGAGGUCCUGUGCCAAGAUGUGGGCGUCACUCGGCUCACGAACAACCUCGCCACCGCCAACAUCCCUGGAGCCGCUCUGGGCGUGGUGUAUGUCAAACACGCAGAGGAAUGGGGGACUAUAUGCGACGACGACUUUGACAACGAUGACGCCAAGGUCAUCUGCCGAAGUCUCGGAUACGAGGGUGGCUGGAGCCUCGCAUUCAGCAGGGCGUACCUGGGGGUAGGAAGCGAGGAUAACGAGGCCUUGGUGGACUCACCUGGCUGUCAAGGCGACGAGGAGUGGAUUGGUCGAUGUCCCCUCGUGACUUUUGGCAAAAGCAACUGUUCCCACAUAGAAGAUUCCAGUGUUUUCUGCUAUGAUGGGGAGGCGGAGGUGCGGCUGUCAGGUGGCGGCAGCCGGGGGGUAGGACCCGUGGAGCUGCGGCUCGGCGGGGAGUGGGGCUCCGUGUGCGGCUCUCGCUUCGACGACUUCGAUGCUCAAGUGGUGUGCAGGAUGCUGGGCUACAACGGGGACGACAGCCAGGCGUACAGACAGGCGGGAGACGUCGCCGGCACCGUGUGGCAGAUGCACCUGGACUGUCUUGGCCACGAGGAGGACUUACAGCAGUGCCGCUUGAGGUUCAACAACGAGACCUGCAAGAGCACCGCCGGAGUCAUCUGUUCUUCCACGUCUGGAGGACUAAACGCGGGCCUGCAGUCGCUGUUGCCGCGGCAGUGUGGGGACGCCAAGGACGCCUCCACUCAGUUCCUCACCCGCCUCGGCAAGGUUCGCUUCGGUGCUAAUCCUUCACGUUUCGACUCGCCGUGGCUGGUGUCGCUGCGUCGGCAGAAACUGGGUUUAAACCCACCAGGAAAACUACACUGUGGUGGCACCAUAAUAUCUGAAUUCUUCGUGGUGACGGCUGCACACUGCCUCCAGAAGCUCGGCGCCCUCAACCUGGUGGUGCGCGUCGGGGACUACAACGCCGACCUUGUAGAGGAAAGCGAAGAGCAAUACUUUAUUGACAAAGUUUGGAGACAUGAGGAGUUUGGAGUAGAUUCCUUCAAUGACAAUGAUAUCGCCCUUGUGAAGGUGGAGGCGAAGAAUGGCAGAGGAAUAAGGUUUGGGCCCCGAGUCAUGCCCUUGUGUUUGCCGCGGGUUGGUGAAAGUUACGAGAAUCUUGAGAACUGCUCCAUCAUUGGCUGGGGGCGCACCACACUUCUCGGAGAAGAUUCAAAUCGGCCCUUUGAGGGAAAAGUCCUCAUCAGACCAGACCGUGAUUGUGAGGAGGCAUACGUCGGGGGCACUAACAACUUUACGUCAUCGUUUGUGUGCGCCGGAAGUUCAUUUGGUGAAGUUAACUCUUGUCUCGGUGAUUCAGGGGGACCUCUUGCUUGCCGACGGCCUGGAGAGACAAGGAAAUCGUUGUAUGGCAUCGUAUCCUUUGGAAACAGUUGCCAGCCUUUUUUGGCACCAGACAGCUCCACACGGAUUACAAAAUACCUUCGUUGGAUUUACGGCAAGAUAUCUGGGAAUAGAUAAUGACGACUGUAUCUGUUCCACUUGCUUAAAAAAUAAAUGAUCUGAACAGACGUCCAGCAACAGCCAUCUCUCCCUGGAUGUUCAAAAGGGUAUUAUAAAAUGGCAAUCAGCUAGUCUGUUCAGCUGUAAGAUUAAGCAGAUAUUUUUUUUCUCAAAACAUCUGCAAUACAUGUUCUCAAUGCAAAAGUUAAAAGGCUUUUAUUAGGAGGAUUUCCAGCGAGUCAUCCUGUAAAUAAGGUUGCCAUUAUGAAAAUUAAACCCAUUGAUAAAU